AUACGCAGGAAAACGUUGGGCGUUCACAACUUCACACACUUUCUUACACUGUUGCCAGCAGGGCAGAAGGAGGACCAAUGAAAGAAGGAGAAAUCACGACGACUCUCCCUAGCCCUAUUGUUGCGGGUUUUGGCACGGUGACAACUAUGCAACUUUCUUGCAAAUUUUCCCCCAUUCGAUCAUCGAAACAGUUGCAAUAAUUUAAACUUGACACUUAACAGCCAGACGCGUUUUCUGGACGUUUCGUCAGCCGCAUUUGCAGACGAUUGUCUGGUUUUCAGUUAGUUCAACCUGAAGCGUUCUUACUUCAACCAUUUAUUAAGCCGAAUUAUGUUUGACAUCUUCGGAGUGAAAAAGGGUGCGCGUUCAUCGGGAAAGUACAGCGCUCGAAGCGCUCAACGCCUAGCGGAAGUGAGGGGAGAGCGUCAAACCAGCUCUUUUAUUGGAAAUCCUGAAGGAGAGGGUGACGUGGUCUAUGUCACUGUGAAAUUUUUUCUGGACAAAACGCCAGGAGGCCUUCACGGAGUUCCCGCAGUACGGAGCGAACAAUUCAAGAGCAAACCAAAACUGGAAACAAUAGUGGAGGUUGAAAAAGAUUCUACUGGAACGAGCACAGCGGCGCUGAAACUGGGAACUGGAAAACGAAAUACGAGAAUGUUUCGACCGGCAGCUGUCGUGUUAUUUGUAAUGAUGUUUUGGGUCUUAACGAUCAAAUCGGUCAGCGCGCAUCAGCCGUCAACAACUACUAUCACGGUCUGUGGCAUCGCGGCGACUUGGAUCGGCGGCGAAGUCCUCCAAGCACGAAAAUGCGUGUUUUGCUGGGUGAGAGGGGAACCGCCUCAUACCGACUGUCCGGAAGUCAUGUUGUUGCUGGUCGGCGGAUUUGCUUUUCUUGCAAUCCUUCUUGGAUUUCUCCGUCUGCAUGGACAAGAAAAGGAAUCAAUUGUGGUUCGUGAGCACCAUGGUGCCGGUGGCGAGCGGGAUCACAUCGUGAAUAUGGAACCGAACAAUAUGCCGCCUGGUCCAAAUGAUACGUUUCGCACGCCGAUGAAUGAGAACACAGGCACAGGGGUACCGCGCCAACGCAGGAAUUCAAGCGAGGAGAGAAAAAAAGCUAAAAUGAUGGAACAACAAAAAGCACAACGUUCCGGUUUUCCCGUGGAGAGCGUCCAUGAGGCCGGCUAAUUUUAAGCACUGCCACUGUGUAUGCAAAAUUCUGCCGGUCAUGAAUGGAUUGCAAGUUCUGUAUCUAUCCAAAAAUUUUGUUGAUUGUACUGUUUCUCCAUGUUUGUUUGCAUACUUAUUUAUUAUGUCAUGGACCGCAACUGAUUGCGGUCGACUACGCUCCGCAUACGCUAUCCCUUCUGAUACUGGAAAAAUAAUUCUGCUGCCGGAAGGGUCUUUUUGCAUUUCUUGUAACUGGCAUCAGUAAUGCGCGAUUCUUGAUUUUUUUUUGGUUUUCAUUGUGGUCAACCGUCCGAUUUUACAAUAAAUUUUUCGCGCUUUAUUAAGCUUGUUUUUCUUUGGUUACGAUUCGUACAUGCCAGAUGAUACAUGUUGACAAAAUGCGUAUUUGUAAAUUGUAAUUAGUUAUUUUGUUUGUCGUUUCGCUUUGUGACAUAGCAUGUCAACAGUCAGCAUGUGAAAUUAAUUGAUAUGAGUAUCA
Paramacrobiotus metropolitanus is the source of this 1666-nucleotide messenger RNA. RefSeq lists its product as uncharacterized. NCBI's taxonomy places the organism in Eukaryota, Metazoa, Tardigrada, Eutardigrada, Parachela, Macrobiotidae. The coding region runs from base 331 to 1185 and encodes 284 amino acids. The transcript has 11 exons. The record is from RefSeq and is a predicted model, not a curated record.